Solea solea (common sole) is the source of this 1743-nucleotide messenger RNA. It is a transcript of the gene hsd3b7, whose product is annotated as hydroxy-delta-5-steroid dehydrogenase, 3 beta- and steroid delta-isomerase. The coding region runs from base 125 to 1225 and encodes 366 amino acids. Lineage: Eukaryota; Metazoa; Chordata; Actinopteri; Pleuronectiformes; Soleidae. Gene Ontology annotation, molecular function: 3-beta-hydroxy-Delta5-steroid dehydrogenase (NAD+) activity. The transcript has 7 exons. The record is from RefSeq and is a predicted model, not a curated record. Gene Ontology annotation, biological process: steroid biosynthetic process.
UACACGUGUGUGCGUGUUUUUUUAAGUUAAACAUGUAUGGACGAUUGAUGACGUCAGGCGUCACUCCAGCGGCAGUCGGUCAUGGAACUUACGACGUCACUUAAUUUACGAGUAAAAUAAAAGGAUGAAUCAACAGCAGCGAGGAGCCGUGUAUCUGAUCACAGGAGGCUGCGGCUUCCUGGGCAAACACAUGCUGAGGAUUCUACUGGAGAAGGAGGACGACGUGGAUGAGAUCCGUGUGUUUGAUAAACACGUAGACACCACUGUAAACGGACAGAGCACAGAGCGCACAAAGGUGGUGGUCAUUCAGGGGGAUAUCACUGAUUACGACAAUGUGUUGGAGGCCUCCCGUGGAGCUGAUGUUGUCAUCCACAUGGCCAGCUUGGUGGACGUCUGGCACAGAGUCCCAGAGACCCUCAUCCACUCAGUCAAUGUCACAGGAACAGAGCAUGUGAUCAAGGCCUGUGUGGAGUGUGGUAUCCAAAAUCUGGUCUACACCAGCAGCAUGGAGGUUAUUGGCCCCAACGUCAACAGAGACCACUUUAUUAGGGGCAAUGAAGACACACCGUACCUUGUGAAACACAAUAUGGCCUACCCCAAGAGCAAAGCACUGGCAGAGAAAAUUGUGCUGGAGGCAAAUGGAAAAAUGGUGAAAGGUGGACAGUGUUUAUACACAUGCAGUCUGAGGCCGACAGGGAUCUAUGGUGAAGGGCACGAGCUUUUCAGGGAAUUCUACAAACAGGCUGCUGAAAAUAGAGGCUUAGUUUUCAACGGUGUCCCCGCUUCCACGGAACACGGGCGAGUCUAUGCAGGCAACGUGGCUUGGAUGCAUGUACUUGCAGCCCGAGCCCUGAGGGAGCGCCCGCAGACAGUUGGAGGAGAGGCUUUUUUCUGCUAUGACGACUCACCCUACAAGAGCUAUGUGGAUUUCAACAUGCAGUUCCUAUCCGCGUUCAACUUCCGUGCUGUCCGCAUUCCCUUUGUGGUGAUCUGGUUUUUAGCCAUGGUUAAUGACCUGCUUCGUUGGAUAAUGAGCCCCUUUUAUAACUACACGCCGUUGCUGAACAGUUACACCUUUUCUGUCGUUAGUACCUCAUUCACUGUGGGCACAGACAAAGCCUUACGUUACUUCCAGUACCGGCCCCUGUACGACUGGGAUCAGUGUCAAGCUCGCACACAGAAAUGGGUCAGUACGCUCCCUCUGGAGAAACUAAAAGACUCUUAAUAUGACCUCCAUUACUGCAACAUGCACCAAAUGCUUCUAUGGACUCCCACGGCACCACACAGAGUAUAUGACAAAAGUGUGUGACCUGCUUUUAAUUUAUGACACAAAAGUGUGAUAACAAUUGAUUUAAUCUUUCCCAGAUUAAAAAAAACCAGACUGCGGAACUUUGCAUUGUGCUUUUGUCGUACUUUACAAUGCAUUAGUUUGUGUUCCUGCAGUACAGUCGCUGUUCUAGAAAAGUUUCACUGUGACUAACGCUACGCGAGAUUGUUAAAUUUGUUAUUAUAUUAUUUUUAAUAUAAUUUAUAUCAGAGAUUGUCUUACGUAAGCAUUUAAUUAAUUCUAUUUAUUGUAUCAGAGAUUGUCUUAUAUCAGCAUUAUAAGUCUAUACAUUUUCACCGACAUUACUACAUUUAUGUCGACUUCAUUGAUGUCAGUGUUGUAAGCUUCACACUGACGUCAGAAAUUGUAUCCUGUGAAGUUUUUGUCAUUUUCAAUAAAGAUUGUUUGACAUUUAG